This is a messenger RNA of Drechmeria coniospora, 444 nucleotides long. RefSeq lists its product as uncharacterized. NCBI's taxonomy places the organism in Eukaryota, Fungi, Ascomycota, Sordariomycetes, Hypocreales, Ophiocordycipitaceae. The transcript has a single exon. The record is from RefSeq and is a predicted model, not a curated record. Bases 1 to 444 code for a protein of 147 amino acids.
AUGCCGGGCCUCUUCGAUUCGCGGCCUCGCGGCCUCAUGGCGGGCAACAACAUCUUCUUCGCCACCUUUGUCGUGCUGGCGUCGUGGAACGACACGCACACCUUCAACCCACACUGGACUCGCCACGCCAAGUUCCACAGCGGACAAACCUUGUCGUUUGGAGUCCUGUCGGCGCUGACGUCGACGUAUCUGCUGCACCGACGCAACCCAACCGCCGCGGCGGGCAAGGACUCGCUCUUCAUGGCCGCCGUCGUCGGCUCUCUGACGGCCGUCUCGGGCCUCUCGGCCAUCUUCUACCCCGACAGCGCGUGGAUGGAUCCCGAAUGGGACAACGGCUGGCCGAUUGGGCCGAACGGCGUCCUGUUCCUCGCCAACCUGGUCGCCACCUGGAUGGGAUACUCGUAUGAGAAGGCGAGGCUCGACAAGCUCGACAAGAAGGAUUAA